AUGUCUUUCAAAAACGCCAAAAAUACUCUGGGUGUCAAUGAAGACAAAGGCGCUUCGAUAUCCUCACCUAGCAAAGAGGCCAGAUCUGGCGCGUCUGUAUAUCAGACUCUUGCCCCUCGCUGCAUCCGACUACUGAAGCUAUUACCUGGAAGUGGUCCCGAUCCCAUCAAGAUCCAGCUGCAACCUGUCUCUCUGGAAAACCCAGGCCCUUAUAGGGCGCUGUCUUAUGUAUGGGGAGACGCCAAGGUUGGCAGACGAACAAUACAUCUAAGCGACACCACAUUGAGUGUGACGGCCAAUCUAUUCAACGCUCUUUGUCGACACCGUCUCAAGCUUCGGUCGAUAUUGGGACCACUGAUUGCUGAUAUGAGAGAGAAAUAUAGGCAAGGGGGAAAAGCGUACCCACUUCCUCAGAGACUGUUAAAACACAUACCCAUGGAAGUUAUUGGAGAAGCAUUCAAGCAGGAGAAUGAUCCCGUAUGGAGCUCCACCGAAGUGGGGGUAGCCAAACAGUUUAUUGUCACAGAAAACGGAUUUUUCGGAACUGGGCUUCCUGGAGUAGAGGUUGGCGAUGUAGUUGCUAUUCUCGCUAGUUCUGGAAACCCAUGGUAUUUGCGAAAGCAAGGCGAGCACUACAUUGUUAUUGGAAAAGGCUGGAUACAUGGACUUAUGUGUAAAGACGACUAG
Trichoderma virens Gv29-8 is the source of this 687-nucleotide messenger RNA. RefSeq lists its product as uncharacterized. The record is from RefSeq and is a predicted model, not a curated record. Bases 1 to 687 code for a protein of 228 amino acids. The transcript has a single exon. Lineage: Eukaryota; Fungi; Ascomycota; Sordariomycetes; Hypocreales; Hypocreaceae.